AUGGACCGGGGCCUGGCUGACCGAGGGCAGCUGGUCAACAACCACCUCUUCACCUUCGACCAGGUCUUCGAUCAAGACGCCCUUCAGACUGACGUGUAUGCGAGCACGGCGCGGGCAUCUGUGGUGUCGGCGCUUGAAGGCUACAACGCCACCGUGCUGGCGUACGGUCCGACGGGCACAGGCAAGACAUUCACCAUGGAG
Messenger RNA from Prorocentrum cordatum, 201 nucleotides. Lineage: Eukaryota; Dinophyceae; Prorocentrales; Prorocentraceae. The record is from the annotation of a GenBank genome assembly.